UAAAUCUUACUACUUGGCUUUCUUUUGGGCUAUAUGCUCUUUUUAGCUUUCCGGUAUCUUCGUGGUCAAAUAAUAGUAAAAAGGUCGAAUUUAUUUAUUUAUUUUUGGUGCUUCAGCCACGAGUCGAUUACAAGAAGUACCUUCCUUCUAUUAGUAUCUGAGCAAUUAUGGCGAUUUUGGUUCUCGCUGAUUUCUGUUUUUUUUUUUUUUUUUUUCCUGGGAUUGGGGGCAGACCUCAGAAGCUUUACUUCAGGGGGCUUUGAGUUCAAAAGGGUCUGCGCCAAUUUUCUGGUAGAUUGUGAUCCAAGAGAAUAAAGGGCGAAUUGACGCCUUAAUCUGAUAAUUAGGCUGUGAAUUCACAAGGGUUCUAUUCGAUUUGCUGAAUUCGAGAGGUUAAAAGUUGAAUCAGUGGAUUUAUCCACAAAUUAGAAAGGUUUGUAGGAUUCCACUAAAUGUUUCUGACGGCUCCGUCAAUUGAGAAUAGGGGUUGUGAUUCUUCAGCUCCUCUGGAAUGCAUCUUAAAUGUAGUCAGAGCCCUCAGAAUGGGGUCCUGCUUGUCUGCCGAAAGCGGGAGCCCACUCCCUGAUUCGCCAUUAUCCCCUGCAGUAGUCAGGAAGCGAAAGAUCUUAAAAAAAAGGCCAGGCUCUCGGAAAUUUUCCUUCGAGCAUCGGAGGGAUGAACCAUUGCAUAGAAUUCCAGGGAGGAUGUUCUUAAAUGGGUCUAGUGAAGUGGCGUCUUUGUUUACUAAACAAGGCAAGAAAGGGACCAACCAGGAUGCCAUGAUUGUUUGGGAGAAUUAUGGUUCCAGAACAGACACAUUUUUUUGUGGUGUUUUUGAUGGCCAUGGUCCGUAUGGUCACAUUGUUGCAAAGAGAGUGAGAGAUUCACUACCUCAGAAACUAAGUGCCCACUUGGAAGUGAACAUGACUGGUGAAAAUGUUCUCAAAGAGAUCAGCCUUAAUACUGCUGGAAGCAUGAACUUGGAAGAUACUCACUUCAUAUCUGCUGGUGAAGAAUCUAGGGUCUCUGUUGAUCUUCAAGAAGCAGAAAAGCAUCCUGAGAUCUUUCAGAUUCUCAAGGAUUCAUUUCUGAAAGCUUUCAGAGCCAUGGACAGGGAACUGAGAGUGCACCCACAUAUUGAUUGCUUCUGUAGCGGGACAACAGCGGUGACUCUGGUUAAGCAGGGUCAGGAUCUUGUCAUUGGAAAUGUUGGGGACUCCAGAGCAGUAUUGGGUAUGAGAGACAAAGAUCAUUCUCUAGUUGCAGUUCAGUUGACUGUGGAUCUCAAACCAAGUCUUCCAGAGGAAGCGGAUAGAAUCCGGAAGUGCAGAGGGCGUGUUUUUGCUCUUCAGAAUGAACCUGAGGUUGCUCGUGUCUGGCUGCCAAAUAAUAACUCCCCUGGCCUUGCCAUGGCUCGUGCAUUUGGAGAUUUCUGCCUAAAAGAUUUUGGUCUGAUCUCUGUGCCCGAUAUAUCUCAUAGGCACAUCACCGAGAAGGAUGAAUUUAUCGUCUUGGCUACAGAUGGGAUUUGGGAUGUGCUAUCAAACGAAGAAGUGGUAGACAUUGUUGCAUCAGCCCCAGCACGUUCCUCUGCGGCUCGGUUCCUUGUUGAGUCAGCAAUUCGAGCUUGGAGAUAUAGGUAUCCAACUUCUAAAACCGAUGACUGUGCUGUAGUUUGCCUCUUCCUCGACACAAACAGGACGUCUGCUGCUUCUAAUACCAUGUUGAAAGAGCAGCUUACUUUUGUGGAUCAGGCUGAGGCUUGCAGUGAGAAAGAGGAGCUCUCCAACCCAACAACUUCGGAUUGUAUAGGAACAAUCCAAACUGGCAGUGAAACUCUGGAAAAGGAUGCAAUGAAAAGGCCUUAAAGCCUAAAGGAGGAAGAAAUGCAUAUAGGCGCUGGAAAAGAGUGGUCUGCUCUAGGAUUGUCUUGUGUAAAACACGUUAUCGAAUCUGCCUAGGUUUGUGCCAAGAAAGGAAGAGAAGGAAGAUGACUACCUUUGUCUUUGAAGAUGGUGACCUUUUUUCCUUGUUAUUGUUUAGUUUUUAAUUUUCUACAGAAAGGUAAAAAUAUUUGUAGGGUCAUUGAUGUUACAUCCGGAGAGGUGGGCCCGGCUAUAUUAGCGCGUCUGGUUAAAGUUUCCUCCGUCUCUUUUGGGUGGAAUUGGAAUUUUGUUAAAAAUCCAUCUAUACGCCAUUUUUCUUUCAAUUUUUUUAUAACAAUACAAUGAUUUGUUGGUGAUUGUAAUGUUGAUAAUAAUUCUGUGGCAUCCUCCUUUUAGUGCGA
Molecule: messenger RNA, 2287 nt
Organism: Juglans microcarpa x Juglans regia
Lineage: Eukaryota; Viridiplantae; Streptophyta; Magnoliopsida; Fagales; Juglandaceae
Product: probable protein phosphatase 2C 33
Exons: 5
Coding region: 453-1868 (471 amino acids)
Biological process (GO): protein dephosphorylation
Molecular function (GO): protein serine/threonine phosphatase activity
Source: RefSeq, a predicted model, not a curated record